UUGCAGGCGAAGCCGGCUUUGGAGAGCUGCUGUGGCAGGGGCAACAUGGCGGACGUGAUAAAUGUCAGUGUGAAUCUGGAGGCCUUUUCCCAGGCCAUCAGUGCCAUCCAGGCGCUGCGCUCCAGCGUGAGCAGGGUGUUCGACUGCCUGAAGGAUGGGAUGCGGAACAAGGAGACGCUGGAGGGCCGGGAGAAGGCCUUCAUUGCGCACUUCCAGGACAACUUACAUUCGGUCAACCGGGACCUCAAUGAGCUGGAACGUCUGAGCAAUCUGGUAGGCAAGCCAUCUGAGAACCAUCCUCUUCAUAACAGUGGGCUCUUAAGCCUAGAUCCUGUGCAGGACAAAACUCCUCUCUAUAGUCAGCUCCUUCAAGCAUAUAAAUGGUCAAACAAGAUAGGCCAAGCACACUGUUCUGGUCACUGGGGCUGUAGCUGUGAGGACUAGAGGAGAUACCUACUCCUAUGGGGCUCGCAUUCUCAGCAGAUUUUGACUUUCUAAAGGCAGAGGACGUUUCUUUGUAUGUCCGUUCAUGUCCAGCACUGUGCUCCACAUCCAUCAGGCCAUCCCCAUUCUCAGCACAUUUUUAUUGAGCGCUCAUGUAGACCCCUCUGCUAGGUCUGUGAGGCUUGUAAAAUGGAGUACGAGACAGUUCCAGCAUUCCUGUGGCAUACACUUUGGGAAAAGAGUAAAGAUAGAUACACACACAAAAACCCUACUCUAUCAUGUGCAGUGGUCAGCCCUGGAAAAGGUGUUUCAGAAAGCCUUCUGGUCUGGCUUGAGCAACUUCAGUUCUUCACGGCUCCCUGCAUGCCAGGUACUUAAAAGGAAAGGCAGCCUACUUAUUGGGUGUCGAGGACCAAAAGGACACAUGAGAUGUCGCACAAGUUGCCUAUAAUUUUCUCACUCCUGGUCCCAAAGCAGGCAACUUCCCAUAUUCGGGCUCUUCCUCUGGAUGGACGUGAUCGAUGGUGGAUAUGUGAAGGUUCCGUCUUGGGCAUUCCCAGCUGGCUGCUGAUGCUCCUCAUUUUGGUUGCUCAGCUUGUUCCUUACAGCAGAUUUUGGAAAGUUUGAGUAAGGCUGCUGAGCAUCACUGGAGUUGGAGCAGGGAGCGUGCAUGUCGGAGAAGCCCUUCUUGUAUCGGGCUCAACUCUCUUAUGGCCCAGCUAUCCCCGUGCACUCCCCUUCCCCAAAUCUACCAGAACAGACUUGGUUUGACUUGUCUGUCUUCCCUCAGGUUUUUUUUCAUCAGACACAGCUCUUCCAGUUAUUGGCACAGUCCAUCCUAAGACUUAGCUUAAGUGUUAAUGGCUGAACAAUCUCAGCCUAUUAACACUAAUUGUAAUAAUAUUUAUUGAAUGUGUGCUUUUUGCCAGCCACUUUGCUCAGCCCUUUUCAUGUUCUUAAACCUCACUAACUCCAGGAACCGGAGUGUGAUUUUGCUCAGUGAAACCUGAGAUUGUUUCUAGAGUAAUCGAAUAGUAUUGAGUAGCAGUGUUAUCCCCAAUAGUGGAAGAGAGCUGAGGCUUCAGAACGUUGAAGAACUCUCCCAAGGUCAUAGAGGUGGUUAAGGAGAGGGCCUCUGGUGCAUAUCCAGAUGGUCGACUGCAAACCCACAUUCUUAAUUAGAUUAAGAGUAGUAGAACUCUUUCUCUGCCUAGAUCUUGUUGAUCAGUAGAGAAUUCAUUCUGAUCUGUUGUUUGUCUUAAACCAAAAACAUGCCCGUCGUUAAUAUGUAUGACUUUGGCUUUUUUUUUUCUUCCAAGGGGAAAAAUCGUAGUCUUGUAUUUAUGUGGGAAAAUCCUGACACACAGGCUUCCACCUGCAUUACCCUUUCUCAUACUGUCAUAUCCGUGUGUAGCAAUCAGAACUUAAAUAGACCGACAGAAAUCCUUUAGCAGUCCAGCAAAAAGUACUGUGGGAGCCUGGAGAGAAACUUUGAUCUUCUAGUACCAGGUUCUUUGCUAGAUGCAUAAGAAGCACUCUUAACCCGAUUGCUUAAUGCAUCAAGCUUGAGCCAACUUUCUGGGCAUUUAGGUUGUGUGUAGAUUAAAAAGAACAAUCUCUACAGUAUGUUAGAAAGAGCUGGCCAACUAGUCCUCGGCAUUGCGUUUCUUUAGAGUGUAUACCUUGUUUCUGCAGGCCUUAUACAAUUGUCCUUAGGAUUUUUCCCAAGUGUUUUACUAGGAAUUGACCAAGAGGCAUCGUCUUGUAAUAGAUUGUCGUCCUCAGUUGCGUGAGAAGAAUUCUGAGUUGGGUUUCCUCAUCAAUACAGCUACUCAUUUAGAACGACCUACUGGGUAUAUUUUUCCUUUUCUCUCAUUACAUCUAUCAGUUUAUUAUCUGAUGUGCUUAGAGUGACAGACUUUGUCACUCUAAAAGGUGAUCAUUCUAAUCAGUUUUGUGAAAUUUGAGUCAUUCCUGGUGUGUUGGAGGAAGCAAAUUUCUAGGUAUGGUCACUUGUGAAAAUCGCAAGAACAGCUCUCUUUGCCUGUUUGCAGUGUGCUGGGCACUAUGCUUAAGGCUUUUGCACACCUAAUUCCAACAACCAUUCUUCAUCUGUAAGAAGAGGCUGACAAUACUGCCCUCCGUGGGUUUGUUGUGAGAUAGGAAAAAGGCACUUUGAAAGCCUGCCUUAGGGACUGUGCCCCAUAAACAUAAAAACAACUCUCUCCUUACGAGGUUGAACAUUGCCUUUCUUAUUGAGCUGAUAAAGAAAGUGGCUCAGAAGGGAGGGAAAACACCCAGAAUCACUCAUGUUGAGUUGGGGUUUGAACUCAGGGCCAUCUCACUGCAAGGCUGCAUCUUCUGUGCAUUAGGCCACACUGCUUCCAGAGUGUCAGCCUUUGCUGCUUCAUGGCCACGUACAAAGGAAAGCAGAUGCCUCCUUGGACCCGCUGCCUCCUCACAGUCCUGAGCCACCACUGGGCCUUGUUCUUCCAAUUCCCAAAAGGACAAUGCAGUUGUUAAAAAUGAUCAAUAAAAAAAUUUCUUC
Cebus imitator (Panamanian white-faced capuchin) is the source of this 2992-nucleotide messenger RNA. Its product is annotated as mediator of RNA polymerase II transcription subunit 27. The transcript has 3 exons. Gene Ontology annotation, cellular component: mediator complex. Gene Ontology annotation, biological process: regulation of transcription by RNA polymerase II. Gene Ontology annotation, molecular function: transcription coactivator activity. The record is from RefSeq and is a predicted model, not a curated record. NCBI's taxonomy places the organism in Eukaryota, Metazoa, Chordata, Mammalia, Primates, Cebidae. The coding region runs from base 46 to 444 and encodes 132 amino acids.